AUGGAGAAGCGCACCUCGGCCACGGAGUAUCACAUCGAGGCGUCGACCUCCGCCCUCGACAACGACCACGUCGACAAGCUAACCAACCGCAAUGCUAAACAAGUCAGCGUCCAGUCGGUUGCGCUGGCCGACGCCAUCGCCAAGGACCAGCCCAACUACAAGUCGCCGAGCCAGUUCAAGCUGUAUGCCAUGAUGGCCCUCUGCGUGCUGAACGGUGUCAUGAACGGCUACGACGGAUCGGUCAUGAGUGCCAUCAACGCCAUGGACCCUUUCCAGGACCGCUUCAAGAUCGGCAUGACUGGCGAGCUGAACGGCGCGGUCUUCUCCAUCUACACCGUCGGCAACAUCGUCGGGAGUUUGGCCUGCGGCUACGUCAUGGAUCGAUGGGGCCGUCGAACUUGCAUGUUCUCCGGCGCCACUUCUAUCAUCCUGGGCUCCAUCCUCCAGGCCAGCAGCUACCAGCUCCCCCAGUUCUUCGUCGGCCGCUUCAUCGUCGGCGCCGGAACCCCCAUGUGCGCCACUUCGGCGCCUGUGUUUCUCGUUGAGAUGGCCUACCCUACUUGGAGAGGUCUAGCGGGUGGGCUCUACAAUGUUCUGGGUUGGUAUAUUGGGGCGAACCUCGCUGCGUGGACCUGCUACGGUACCAACUUCAUCCCCAACGACUGGGCAUGGCGCAUCCCGUACAUCGUACAGCUCACCCCUGCCACGAUCGUCGUGUCUGCAGUCUGGUUUCUCCCGGAGAGCCCGCGCUGGCUCUGGGCCCAGGGCCAGAGAGAGAGGGCGACUGCCAUUCUGACAAAGUACCACGGCAACGGCGACCCCGACUCGGCUCUCGUCAAGCUCGAGAUUGACGAGAUUCAGGAGUCCUUGGCGGCCGAGCUUGAGUUGAAGAACGGCAAUUGGAACUACAAGUCCCUCGUCGAUAACAGGCCCAAUCUGUACCGCAUGUGGCUCAUCAUGCUCGUGGCCGUCAUGGCCAUGUUCAUCGGUGGCAGCGUCAUCUCUUAUUACUUGCCAGUCAUGGUGAAGGGUGUGGGAGUCACGGACUCCAGCCGCCAGCUGCUCAUCAACGGGCUGAACACAGUCACAUCUUUCAUCGCCGGCAUUUUCGGCUCCUUUUUCGUUGACAAGGUCGGCCGUCGUCCACUGUUCCUAUGGGGCACCCUACUCACCGGCCUGGUGUACAUCCCCAUCAACGUGCUGGCCGCGAGGGCGGAGGAAUUCGACAAGAACGGAGGCUCCAUCCCCACAGCACAGUCGUACGCCUUCAUCGCCAUGAUCUUCACGUACGGAAUCUUCUGGUCCUUCUGUUGGACUCCCCUCCAAGCUCUGUACCCGGCCGAGAUUCUCAACAACGUCAUCCGCGCCAAGGGCAUGGGCGCCAAGGGCUUCAUCUCGGGCGUCGCCAGUUUCAUCAACACUUACGGUACUUCGGUGGCUCUCAAGCACAUUGGCUGGAAGACCUACACGAUCUUUCUGAUUCUUCACUUUAUCCACCUAGGCCUGAUGUACAUGUACUGUGUCGAGACGAAGGAGCGCACCUUGGAAGAGCUUGAGGAGAUCUUCAACGACCCUAAGCCGGUGAAGAGGAGUUUGCAGAGAACUCGGGUCAUUAUUGACGAUGGUUUGGGUGUCAAGGUCAAGGAUGAUGCCUAA
Messenger RNA from Colletotrichum higginsianum IMI 349063, 1656 nucleotides. Its product is annotated as Hexose transporter. Bases 1 to 1656 code for a protein of 551 amino acids. NCBI's taxonomy places the organism in Eukaryota, Fungi, Ascomycota, Sordariomycetes, Glomerellales, Glomerellaceae. Gene Ontology annotation, biological process: transmembrane transport; carbohydrate transport. The transcript is spliced from 4 exons. The record is from RefSeq and is a predicted model, not a curated record. Gene Ontology annotation, molecular function: carbohydrate:proton symporter activity. Gene Ontology annotation, cellular component: membrane.